Messenger RNA from Zonotrichia albicollis (white-throated sparrow), 1092 nucleotides. The record is from RefSeq and is a predicted model, not a curated record. Lineage: Eukaryota; Metazoa; Chordata; Aves; Passeriformes; Passerellidae.
AUGGGGGCAUGGGGAUUUGGAGGGGUCUGGAAUGGGGAUUUGGAGGAGUCCUAUCUCUCCUUUCCACACAUGAAUUGGGGAGGACAAGGAAGAUCCCUCCAGCCGUCNGACAGGAGCCCCCCAGAGAAGGAGCCACUGCACCCUGCCCUGCAGGACCCCCCCUCACUGCUGCAGCCCCCCAGUACACCUCCCUGCCGAGCCAGGCUGCCCCACUGCUUGCACCCCCCCAGGGCCCGCCUUUCCUCUGCCAGUGACCCUGAGGAUGCUCCAGCCACCUCUGGGGAGGGGGGCACAGGAGGCCUCCCCCUGCCCCUGCCCCUGCCCAAGGGGGGCAGCCGCGUGUCCAGCGAGGAGAGCGAGGAGGAGGGGGCUGAGGAGCCCCCCCGGGCCCCCCUGCGCCCACCCCGGCCUCAGGCGGUGAGUGAGGGGACCCCAGAGCGGGGCAGGGACCCCCAAAGCCACCAGCAACCCAUCCAUGCACGACCCCAGAGUGAGAUGAGACCCCCAACUCCACCAGUGACCCAUCCAUGUGAGAUCCCAGAGCAGGACCCGGACCCCCGGCUCCACCAGCGAUCCAUGUCAGACCCCAGAGCAGGACAGGGACCCCCAAAUCCACCAGCAACCCAUCCAUGUGAGACCCUAGAGUGGGGCAGGGACCCCCAAAGCCACCUGCAACCCAUCCAUGUGAGACCCCAGAGUGAGAUGAGACCCCCAACUCCACCAGUGACCCAUCCAUGUGAGAUCCCAGAGCAGGACAGGGACCCCCAAAUCCACCAGCAACCGAUCCAUGUGGGACCCCAGAGCAGGGCAGGGACCCCAGAGUGGUGCAGGAACCCCCAGCUCCACCAGUGACCCAUCCAUGUGAGACCCCAGAGUGGGACAGGGACCCCCAACUCCACCAGCAGCCCACCCAUUUCAGACCCCAGAGCAGGGCAGGGACCCCCAGCUCCACCAGUGAUCCAUGUCAGACUCCAGAGUGGGGCAGGGACUCCCAGCUGCACCAGUGACCCAUCCAUGUGAGACCCCAGAGUGGGGUGAGACCCCAGAGCUGGACAGGGACCCCCAAAUCCACCAGUGACCCAUCCAUGUGAG